This is a messenger RNA of Pteropus alecto (black flying fox), 532 nucleotides long. RefSeq names its product ribosomal protein lateral stalk subunit P1 (gene RPLP1). The coding region runs from base 149 to 493 and encodes 114 amino acids. The transcript has 4 exons. The record is from RefSeq and is a predicted model, not a curated record. NCBI's taxonomy places the organism in Eukaryota, Metazoa, Chordata, Mammalia, Chiroptera, Pteropodidae. Gene Ontology annotation, biological process: translational elongation; cytoplasmic translation. Gene Ontology annotation, cellular component: ribosome; cytosolic large ribosomal subunit. Gene Ontology annotation, molecular function: ribonucleoprotein complex binding; structural constituent of ribosome; protein kinase activator activity.
GGCGCGCAGGCGCAUCUGCCCCUUUCCUCAGCUGCCGGUAAGGUGCUCUGUCCUUCCGAGGAAGCUAAGGCCGCGUUGGGGUGAGGCCCUCACUUCAUCCGGCGACUAGCACCGCGCCCGGCAGCGCUUGUCCAGCACCGCCUGCACCAUGGCCUCCGUCUCAGAGCUCGCCUGCAUCUAUUCGGCCCUCAUCCUGCACGACGAUGAGGUGACGGUCACGGAGGAUAAAAUCAAUGCCCUCAUUAAAGCAGCGGGUGUAAAUGUUGAACCUUUCUGGCCAGGUUUGUUUGCAAAGGCUCUGGCCAAUGUCAACAUUGGAAGCCUCAUCUGCAAUGUAGGGGCUGGUGGACCUGCUCCAGCAGCUGGUGCUGCACCAGCAGGAGGUCCUGCCCCUUCCACUGCUGCUGCCCCAGCUGAGGAGAAGAAAGUGGAAGCAAAGAAAGAAGAAUCUGAGGAGUCCGAUGAUGACAUGGGCUUUGGUCUUUUUGACUAAGCUUCUUUUGUAAUAUGUUCAAUAAAAAGCUGAACUCUG